Molecule: messenger RNA, 1700 nt
Organism: Ochotona curzoniae (black-lipped pika)
Lineage: Eukaryota; Metazoa; Chordata; Mammalia; Lagomorpha; Ochotonidae
Gene: ZC2HC1C
Product: zinc finger C2HC-type containing 1C
Exons: 3
Coding region: 104-1678 (524 amino acids)
Source: RefSeq, a predicted model, not a curated record
GGCCGUCGGUUGGGGAGGCCAGAUUUGGAAAAGGAGGUUCUGGGGUUUUCCCACUGAGAAAGAGCGGUUCCCUGAGAGCCUGAGGCUUCCAUCCAAGCCCUGAAUGGCUGGCCUCCAGUUGGCUCCACAUCUGCCCGUGGGCGUCAUGUUCCCACAUAAUAAAACAGAAGCUGCAGGGCUCCGCUCUGCCAAGCAGGACCCUUAUGAGCAAGGUGACACUGCCCAGCAGUCUUCCACGGGGCAUCCGAGGCACAGUUUCCAGAAGAAGCUUUUGAGCAGCCAGGAGCUGCCACAGGAAGCUCUUGCUACUCACUCCACACAGGACACCUGCACCAAAGCCCAGAGCGACUCCUAUCUUCGCCAUGUGUACAUCGGCCAGCGAGACUCCAGAAGCGACCCCCAGGACCAAGGCAAGGGGUUAUGGAAUGCAUCAGGCCAUGCAUCCUGGCGUCCCAAAGCAACUAACCAAGACUUGAAUCCCUUUGGGAAGAAGCGAGUUGGGGUGGACCGGGCCUACCCACUGAAGCCCAUGGUCCACCGGAAGUCUCACAGUACAGGCGAGGCCAGUCCUGAUGGGAACCAGCAUGCCUACGCAAGGUCCCCUGCGCCAUACAGCUGCUUGGCUUCCAGGAACUGUCCGAAUGUCUCCGUGGUUGGUGCCGUUCUGGCUGCGGUACAGGGUGAGAAGGCCGUGGCAAACCUUGGCAGGAGUGAGUGGGCGCAGAUUCAAAGGCUGGAAGCGCUAGGGGAGAGCUUAGAGGAGGAGAUCCGAAGAAAGGAGAUCCUCCUGAGGAACAAGCUGAAGAAGACCGAGCAGGAGCUUAGGAGGAUCCAGAAGGAAAGGGAAGGGACUGAGGAAAAUGACCCCUGGGACCUCCAGAGGACACUCCUCCCCAGGCAGAGAGUGCAGGGCAGUGGUGGCCACCCUACACGCCAUCCCCUCUUCCCCUCGGAAUUUGAGUCUGAGGAGGUGCCCAGCAGAGAUAGAAGAGAGGACGAAACCUGGGCAUGGUCUCAAGAAAAUUGUAAUCCAUUCCAGUACUCGAGUCAUGGACUGCAGAGGCUGAAGAGGGAGAGGCUGGUGGCAAGCAAUACCAAACCCAAAGAUGGCAUCUCAGGGACAUCAGAGAAGUGCUGUCAGCCAUCGGAAGUGCCUGACCAGAGAAACAGCCCUAAUCCCAACCCGCACAGGGCCCCAGGCUCAGCAGGUUCCGGCUGUUCCACCCAAGAGCUGGCUCUGGGCAAGUGUGACCACUGUGGACGCACCUUUCUGCUCUCAAGGCUGCAGAGACACUCCAACGUCUGUAGCCGGAUGCAAGGUGCCAAGAGGAAGGUGUUCGACUCCUGCAGGGCCCGGGCCAAAGGCACAGAGCUAGAACAGUACUUGAACUGGAAGGGACAGACUUCAGUCCAGCCCGAAGCUCCGCGGAAGAGCAACUGGAGACAGAAGCACGAGUGUUUCAUCCAGACCCUGCGCCAGGCACGAGAGGCCCAGCAGGUCAUCGCCAAAGGUGGCAACCCCUCCGACUUGCCUCCCAUCCCACCUGUGGAAAACCCAGACUACAUCCAGUGUCCUCACUGCAGCCGCCGCUUUGCCCCCAAGGUGGCUGAGCGACAUGUGCCCAAGUGUAAGACCAUCAAGUGCCGCCCUCCCCCUCCGAGGAAGCAUUAUGGCUGAAUGGCAGCCGACAGUGCAGCCU